This is a messenger RNA of Fonsecaea erecta, 2571 nucleotides long. RefSeq lists its product as hypothetical. Bases 1 to 2571 code for a protein of 856 amino acids. The transcript has a single exon. Lineage: Eukaryota; Fungi; Ascomycota; Eurotiomycetes; Chaetothyriales; Herpotrichiellaceae. The record is from RefSeq and is a predicted model, not a curated record.
AUGAACAAUCAGAAGGCGGACGAACAAUCUACUACGACUUUCAGAAGUUCAACAUCUUUGCGCAAACUUCUUCUCGAUUACCUCCAGAAUGUUGUACCCCUCCUACAUGGUGCUCAGGACGAUGAGAGGCUUUUGUCUGCUCUCAGAACCACUUUUCCUCCGGACUCUCUGAGAAGUCUGGAGGAACUUGGCUACGACAUUGCUGACAUCGCAAGUUGGGCGUGGGUUUUUUCCUCUGACAAUGUCGACCUCGCCUUUGCAAGGUACAUCGCACUGGCUCGAGAAGUACGCGAAUCUGGACGAGGCCGGAUACCGAAGUUUGUGUUUUUACAACUCCUUCGCGCGGAGAACCUCAGUCCUUUCGCUCUGAAGGGAUUCAUAAAAAGCAUUCUGGCCGACUUACAAGUCUGUUCGGAGGCUAAAGAGUAUUUCGGCUGGUCUUGGGUUACGCGAGUGUGCUUAGUCGUUCGGCUGCUGCGACAUGCUCGUUCGGCGGCGCCCGAGUGCUUUGAGGACAUCAGUGUCAUUAUCAAGCAUCUCUUCUCGGAUUACUACAGUGUCCACCCCCGCUCACUCGAAGGUCCGGAGUUACUGCGCCUCUCCCAUAUUUACAACCGCUUCCUGUCACUGAUAUCUUUGGCCCCACAAAAAGCACCUUACAGUGCGUAUCUUUCACAACAAAAUGCGCAGCUAGUACUCGUCCGCACAAUGUUCGCGUAUAACCCACAACUAUUACUGACGCGCGAGGGCUACCGUGCGUUGAUUGCAGUCCAACUACUCCAUCCCAAGACUGGGCCUGAACGCGCAUGGGCGGAGGCCAAGUCUCUGUCUUGGCCUCCGUGGCGUCACAUCAAGUCAGGAAUUGAACAGGAUCUCGAGUAUCCUGGGAAGGAGAGCCGUGUCAUCAAGCUAUUACAGCGAAUGAAGGCAGCAGGAUAUUCUCACGGUGAUUGGGAAAGGAGUGCUGCUGUCUUGGCAGGGUGGGAUACUGAUAGAAGCCCUACUAUACAAACUCGCGCCAUAUUGAUGCGCCAGCGACGCCCGUGGCUUCUGUCACGGAGCCAAGAAGAAAACGAAUCCUGCGAUCCGCCAGAACUGUGGGCUGCACGCAUCCGAGCUACAAGAACCAAGCGAGAGGCAUGGGCGUCCUUUUGCUCCUACGAGAAAUCCAAACCUGCCUCCCAAGCACAUUAUCAACCCUAUUUCGCCAUGUUGGAUAAGCUCCUCAGCUCAACUGUCGAGCCAGGAUCUACGCUGGCCUGGAAGUACCUCGCAGGCGACGUAAAAGAGCCUUUCGAAGUCUCGGCAAAUCCCCGCGAAGUCAUUUACGUUGAGACGGAGGUUCCUUCGGUGGACGAAUUCUAUGAGCACAUGCUGCGUGCCGGGGUCAAGCCAGGUGGUCAUCUUCUUGCCAGUCUGCUGAAUUACACUGUCCAAGUCGAGACUGGAUUUGGUUACAUUCAAGCCAGUCGAUGGGACGAAGUUACGAAAGACGUCCUUCGCCACGCUGAGAAAUACCCAAGCUCUGUCAUCCGGGAGAGUUUGAACAAAAUCCCCAAGCCUACCUUGGCUGCCUUCAUCUCGCUCAUAUGUAAGAGCGGACCCGAGGAUCCACUGACAUUUCGGGACAUCGGACGGAUGGACUUUACUACAGACCAGUUGGUCAAGAGAAAUCAUCAAGACGUGCCUGCUUUGACAUAUGCGUCGCAAUUGCUGUUCGCGGCAGGCGUCACAGACAUUCGCGUUUGGAACGCCUUCAUAGAAGGGGCGUCGGUGAGUGUUAGAAAAUCACCAACCAGCUACAAAGGUGCUGCAUCUAGGGCAGCAGUGUGGCGACGAUUGAGAAGGAUUCUUUCACCUGAGGAGAUGCACCUUGACAUACAUCCUGACCUCCAUACCUUCCGACAUUUGACAACGAUCCUUCACACAAUGCUAAGAGAUGUGAACAUGCGGAUCCCAUCAGAAAAUCUUGGCUCACUUGCGAAGACCACUUUCGUUCGGGCGAUCUAUGGUCGUAUGGCCAAGGCCUUUCUCCCCGGAUCUGAACGCUCACUGCUUGUCGUGCCCGAUUUGGAGGAUCUCAAACUCAUGAUUGAUGUCUUGGUCUCUACACAUGACACUCAUGGGAUGCUUGCGCUUCUGAAAUGGGUCAACGAGCAUACCAUAAAGUUUGGGCCGAAGAACCUUCAGUCCGAACCCGAGUCUCAGAACAAAGUGCACGAGACUGCGCAGGAAAGAGCCUUCGCUUCGUCGCCGCUGGAUGAUAUAUUAUGUGCAAUCAGACUGUUCCUUGACAGUGGCCGGUCGCGGUCUCCCAAUUCUUCCGAUACAGAAGGAGACGGUGUCAGGUUCGAAAGUCCCUUGGAAGGAGAUGCUCGCAUUAUCCAGCAGGCACGGGAGCAUUGUCGAGAGCUGCGCUGGCCGUCAGAUGACGAGGUCGGGCUUUUCCUUGCUCGCGAAGUCAAGUGGGUGGAAAGAGUCAGGCGGACAGCGGAACUGACAGCGCGACGGAAGGCUAUGGCUAAUAGAAAAAUGCGCAGACCGCAAAGGGAUGAGGCGGCUGUUAGAUAG